Alligator sinensis (Chinese alligator) is the source of this 4211-nucleotide messenger RNA. It is a transcript of the gene UBP1, whose product is annotated as upstream binding protein 1. The transcript has 16 exons. Gene Ontology annotation, molecular function: DNA-binding transcription activator activity, RNA polymerase II-specific; RNA polymerase II cis-regulatory region sequence-specific DNA binding. NCBI's taxonomy places the organism in Eukaryota, Metazoa, Chordata, Crocodylia, Alligatoridae. Gene Ontology annotation, biological process: regulation of transcription by RNA polymerase II. Gene Ontology annotation, cellular component: nucleus. The record is from RefSeq and is a predicted model, not a curated record. The coding region runs from base 783 to 2381 and encodes 532 amino acids.
GAAAGGACAGACCCUCAUCAGUGAAAGGAAAAUUCUCACGUUCACCUUUUCAAACUCUUCUCGUUCUGUUUUGGGUUUUUUGUUUGUUUUUUGGGGAUUUUUUUCCUUUAACCGGAGGCUAACCUCAGCCUGCAUGUGACUGUUGCAGUAGAGUUAUUCCAAAACCAAGGAGAAACAGUAUUAAUAUCAGUUGAUAAAAGAAAUUAAUUAAAAAAAAAAAUCUAAUCCAUCACUUUUCCUGUUCACACUCCUCUGUGUCUUCCCAUUAACUUUUGCCAGUGUUAAAUUGUAUUUAAAAGAAUUUUAAAAAAUGCUAAUUAAACAGGAAUGCUUUAAGCUUUAAAAUUUAAAAAUCUAAAUUCCUUUGCUUUCAUUUGGCUGCAGAAUAACAUUUUUUAUUGUUCUUUUGUUUAAGUAUAUCAUGUUCUUUGCUAGAAACAAGAAAUGGUGCGAAACAAGGCAGGACCAGUCUGAACUGCAUCUAGACUCGGUCACUGUAUUGGUGGUACAUCAUCUUAUUUACAUCUUGUUUGGGAUACUACGGAGACUGAAAAUUAUACCUGUUUAAAAAAAAAAAAGCUGGAUUGAUCCUGUUCUGUAAAAGUGAUAUUGUUCAUUGGUUGUAUAUGUUUGUCCCAUAAAUAAGAAUUUAGAAUGAGCAGUAGGGGACUAGUACCACUAGUACCUCCUAAUGUGGAAGACAGCCUUUUCAGAGUACAGUGGUACAGAACUGGUGAUAGUGUGGCAGCCUGCUAUCUUGCAGCACAGUAAGCGAUCACUUGAUGGACAUGAACCAUCCUUGUCACCAUCACUUCUUCAAGCAGGAUGCCUUAGAAUGGAGUGCUCUGACCAAGCAUGCUCACAGUGACCAUCUCUUAGUUGAGCACAGUGUAUCAUCUCAUCCUAAAAUGCUUUUCUGGCAUACCCAGCAUGAGCCCUAUCACCAUCACCAGUUUCCCACGAGUAACAACAGCUAUCUGCGUGAUGUUUUGGCGCUGCCCAUUUUCAAACAGGAAGAUUCCAACCUUCCACCAGAAAAUGAGACCAAACACCCACCGUUUCAGUAUGUUAUGUGUGCUGCAACCUCUCCAGCAGUCAAAUUACAUGAUGAAACUCUUACCUACUUGAACCAAGGUCAGUCCUAUGAAAUACGGAUGCUAGAUAAUCGGAAAGCUGGAGACAUGCCAGAGAUCACUGGAAAGCUGGUGAAGAGUAUUAUAAGAGUCGUGUUCCAUGACAGGCGGUUGCAGUAUACAGAACACCAGCAGUUAGAGGGCUGGAAGUGGAAUCGCCCUGGGGACCGACUUCUUGACUUAGAUAUUCCAAUGUCAAUUGGAGUAAUUGAUAUAAAGACAAAUCCAAGCCAGCUCAAUGCAGUUGAAUUUCUGUGGGAUCCUGCAAAACGUACAUCUGCUUUUAUUCAGGUACAUUGCAUCAGCACUGAAUUUACCCCACGUAAACAUGGAGGUGAGAAAGGAGUUCCUUUUCGGAUACAAGUUGACACUUUUAAACAAACUGAAAAUGGAGAAUACACAGAUCAUCUGCAUUCAGCCAGCUGUCAAAUCAAAGUUUUUAAGCCAAAAGGAGCAGACAGGAAACAGAAAACGGACAGAGAAAAGAUGGAGAAGCGAACUGCACAUGAAAAAGAAAAGUAUCAACCUUCAUAUGACACCACAAUCCUCACAGAGUGCUCACCAUGGCCUGAUACUCCUACGGCAUUUGUAAACAACACCUCUACCCCAGCUCCAACUUUUACCUCUGCUCAACAUAGUAGUACCUAUAGUGUCCCAGACAGCAAUUCUUCCUCUCCUAAUCAUCAAGGAGAUGGAUCCUCUCAAGGGACUGGAGAUCAACUUCUUCCUUCAGCCACAAUCCAGGAAACUCAACAAUGGUUGCUCAAGCAUAGGUUCUCUACCUAUACAAGGCUUUUUUCAAAUUUCUCAGGUGCUGAUUUAUUAAAGCUGACAAGAGAGGAUCUGGUACAAAUCUGUGGUCCGGCCGAUGGAAUUCGGCUAUAUAAUGCACUGAAAUCCAGGUCUGUUAGGCCCCGUUUAACAAUCUAUGUCUGCCAGGAGCCAGCAAGGAGCAUACAACUGGAAAGGCAGCAAGAUGCAGGCAGUAGCGAUAACAGCAACGGUGCAAUAUAUGUUUAUCAUGCGAUCUACUUAGAAGAAAUGGCAGCCUCAGAAGUCACUCGCAAGCUUGCUUUGGUGUUUAAUAUUCCUUUGCAUCAGAUCAAUCAGGUUUACAGACAGGGUCCCACUGGUAUCCACAUCCUUGUUAGUGAUCAGAUGGUUCAAAACUUUCAAGAUGAGAGUUGUUUCUUAGUCACCAUAAUAAAAGCUGAAAAUGGUGAAGGUUUCCACAUCAUUUUGAAGUGAGGGCAAACAUUUGCUGGACUGCUAUUCCACUGCAGAGUGAAGUCACAUUUAAUGACUAUGAAGAUCAUCCAAAAACUCUUAGGAUCUAACUUCACCAUAUAAAAUGUUUCAUAUUGAAAACACAAGAUGACCUUUCUAAUGAGCUGUUUGAUAGGUAAACUUUCUUAUCACUGCCAUAGCUAAGUGUCCUCAUAAGAGGUAUAAUGCCAUGACAGCUUAUGUACAGGCAUGGAAGACAAUGUAAGCAAAGGUGGUUGCCCUUCAGUGAAAUAAGGCAAAUUAUGGCCAGUAGAUACAGUUUGUAGAAGCACUACUGCCUUCCUAUUGCACUGUAUCCAGUUCGGAGAUGAAUGUAAACUUAUUUGGGGGCAUUUACCUUUCUGUGCCAGUUUGUCUAUUACUUGCUUGUACCUUAUGCUGAAUUUUAUUUUUUGAUGUUAGCAGAGCACAUACUGAUCUGUGUUGAGAUGAGUAGUUAAAAGCUGAUAGUGAUCAGGUUGUCGGGUCUUUGAGAGUAAAGCUGUCAAAACGGCUUCCCCGUGUAAAUUGUGUAUAAGAGUGUACGUAAGAAGUGUAAAUGCCAGAAAAGGAUUUUUAAGAAGUCCUAGCCAGAUGCAAUAUAUGCAUGCAGCCAACUGCAUUGUCAACAGUACCUUAUUGGAAGGAGUAGUAUAAAUCCUGUGGGGUACAAAGUAAUUUUGUGUUUUGCUUUAACAAAUUUAAUGGAAAAUUUUGCCUAUGCAUCCUUUAUUUAGUUUCUAGUUUCUCUAUGGAACAGUGCUGCAGUUGAACCCUUUAACCUUCUGCUUGUGAAAUGGUGGGUUUAAAAAUACUGGCAGUGAGAGUUAGAUUUUCCUGACUUGAUGGAAAUAUUGCUGACGAGGGAAGAUUGACCCACUGGCGCCAAGGGGCUACAUCAUAGCUUUAAGCAGCAUCCAUUAAAUUGCUUAAACACUAAAUAUACAACACUUAAGUCUCUCUAGCAGGUAAAUGCUUGCUAUUGUCUCUGUUUAUGGGCAAGUAUCUUAACUGUUUCUAUAGCCUCAGAUCCAUACCACAAAAAUUUCACAGUGCCUCUUUCACAUGACCAAACAUACAACUUACCUUUGAAAUAAGGUAAUGUGCUUUUUCAAAGCUGGGUUUUUUCUGGAAAUUGUCGAACAUGGCACUGCAGUUCACAGAUUGAACAUUAUAGUUGCACAGUAAUAGGUACUUCAGGGGACACUUGUCGAAGGCACAAGUGGCAGUGAGAUCUCUUAACCGUCCUUUGUGCCUUUGAACCACCCAUCCCAUCAAAAUCUGGGAAGAAUGCUUUAAUUUUUGGAUGCUAUAGUGUUAAGUGAGAAAUUUGUAGAGAGCAAAAGGGCAUUAAUUCCCUCUUAACUGGGUUAAGUGCUUAACAAAAAGGCCUCUACAGUGGUAGCAAAUCUGAACAUUUGAAUCCAUGAAAACUAGAGUUUUUUUCUUUCCUGUUUGACUUAACGUUUUCUGCACCGAUAAAGUAAAAUGUCAUGAUUUUACAUUUCUUCUGCCUAUUAACUUCUCAUCUUCAGGUAUUGUUUGGGUCUUAGUAUCUUAUUGAAUUGACGAUUGUUGUUCAGUUCUUUCAGCUCAGCACCAUCUUCAAAUCCAAAUGUUUUAUAAAAGUGGAAAAAUCCUUGAUUGGAAAGUAUCCAAUAAUUAUCUAAUUUUAAAGGGUAUUGAGAAUUGUACAGUAGUUUGUCCAGCUCACUUGAAAUUGGAAUUAAAUUAUGGCACCAGCAAAUUGCUUUUGUUUUUUAAUAAGAUGUACACAUUUCAAUUUAAGUAUAAAUAAAUGUUUUUCAAUAA